AUGGAAGCGUUGCGUAUCACAUUCUGGUAUCUCAGAUACUGGAACACAAUAAUCACCGAUAAAGGUCACCAGCUUUGCUUUGGGGAAAAGCAUCGCCCGCGUAGGCUCGGGAUAGCGCAAUCGCUCGUCCAGGGCAUCGGCGCUCAUUGUCGCACGGAUCUAUGCCAUUAUUUUUGGCGCGAAACGGUGAGCAUCGCGUCGGUUGGAAUUUCGAUUCUCCACUGGGUGUAUCUUUUGUUUGGCGCGUGCACUGGAGCAGCUGAAACGCUGCUGUGCACAGAUCGCGUUCUCGCUCCUGGUGUGGACGCUCUUGGUACCAUGCCGCGGGGAACAGAUGCAACGGCUUCAGAUGAGCGCGAGCAAGAAGAGCAGGCUCGAGCAACGAGACCACGGCGACGGGCAGCCGCGCGGUAUGGCUCACAGAAGCGCUCGGUUGCGGUGGAUCCCGCGUACUACCUCGGGUACGCCGACGAUGAUGAGACUCCAGAGAUGAUCAUGCGUAAGUUUGAGGCACUUGAGCGGUUGCAGGCUCAGAAAGCCGCAAAUACCCAGCAGUCUUCGGGUGAUGCGAACGACUCCCAGACGGCGAAAGAAGAAGUCACACUGACCGCUGCAGAGCAGGCGGAGCUCUUCCGCCAGACCUCUUUUUUCUCCGUGGACAUGUUGGCAGGCUCCACGACACAGAGUCUACCGGGUGGUGUAGGUGAAUCAACUGACCUAAUCGCGGUGGGUGCGCUAGAUGAUUCCUCUUUUGAACGCGUGCUUGCAGAGUACGGCCUCGACGCUGUUCUAUUUGGUGCGGAGCUCUCCGACUCUGAACCAGGAUCUGAGUACGACGACGGCGAAGACCUUCUCUGGGAGGAGGCGCUUGAAAGCGAUCGUAGUGCUCGGUUUCCAGGUCGGCUAACCCGCUCUCGCCCGGACCGCAGCGAGUCGAGCCGCGUUGCGCUCGAGUUAUGGAGAGCGCGGGCAGCACUGCUCAUGCGCCUCAGCGCUGGAGGGGAUGCUCUGGCAGCAGCUCAGGCGGCUGCGAUGAUCCCCGCGGCCUUACGGGCCCGCAGACGGCGGCUAGCGGCAGAGGGUGUUCUGCGCGAGACGAUUCCCACAGAGUAUCCUCUACCAGUAAGCUGGGCCAGGACGAUCAGGCCUCUGCGUGAAGCCGUCCAAGAGGGUCAAAAGCUGGAGCGGAAUUACGAAUGUGGCCGCCUGCUGCGAUUCGCGAACGUGUUCCAGGCCGCCAAGACACUGCAUGAACGUAUCAAAGGGCGCCAUUUUCGUUGCGUCGUGCUGGAUCCGCCCUGCUGGAAUCAACCGGACUUUCGUGUUGAACAGUUGCGAAGCCUCCGAAUCGCUGAAAUCGUACCCUUCGGUUUCGUCUUUAUUUGGGUCCCGAAAACACGUAUCGCUGAGACCCUGCGCUGGUUUGGCGAGGAGAUGCACCAAGGUGGGGGCGGUGGUUUCCAUUUUGUCGAGAGCUUCUGCGUCGUCCUUAAAUGGACCAAUAAUCGCGUGGCUACGCUCCUGUCAGAGCCGAGCGAUCUGCUAUGCCUGGACCAGCCCGUAGCGGUGGCAGAGCAUGCGCCCUCGGGCGUAUACGCGUGCAGUCAUGAGACUUGCCUUGUCCUGCGUCGACCAGGCCCCCAUAUUGAGCUGGCCCAUCAACGCAAUCCCGAUCUCUGCUUUGAUUACGUGCGUCUGCACCAGAAGAGGUAUCAACGGCGUCGUCCGGAGCUAUUCUAUCACAUGAUCGAGACCAUGCUACCCGAAGUCGCACGCGAUGGCGAUAUGCUCUGCGUCUGGGCGGACCAGAGUGUUUGCAAACGAACCUGCUGGGUGUCGGUUGUAGAGGACCAGUCUCUGGAAGCAGGCGAAUCUUCCUCGUAG
Molecule: messenger RNA, 1884 nt
Organism: Cyanidioschyzon merolae strain 10D
Lineage: Eukaryota; Rhodophyta; Bangiophyceae; Cyanidiales; Cyanidiaceae
Exons: 1
Coding region: 1-1884 (627 amino acids)
Source: RefSeq, a predicted model, not a curated record